Dendronephthya gigantea is the source of this 992-nucleotide messenger RNA. RefSeq names its product proteasome subunit beta type-2-like. Gene Ontology annotation, cellular component: cytosol; proteasome core complex, beta-subunit complex; nucleus. Gene Ontology annotation, molecular function: peptidase activity. The record is from RefSeq and is a predicted model, not a curated record. NCBI's taxonomy places the organism in Eukaryota, Metazoa, Cnidaria, Anthozoa, Malacalcyonacea, Nephtheidae. Gene Ontology annotation, biological process: proteasomal protein catabolic process.
UCAGAAGCAAAGCUCUCCCCCCCCCGGACGGCAGGUGUUCUGCGGCGCUGGCUCAAAGACCGCAUGCUCGGUUGUGAGAUAAUUUCAAAAUGGAGUUUCUACUCGGAGUUCAAGGAAAAGAUUUUGUGAUGAUUGCAAGCGAUUGUAAUCAAGGACGAAGUAUUGUUCGUAUGAAAGAUGAUUAUGAUAAGAUGUUUAAACUAAGUGAUCAGUUGGUGAUGUUGGUAACUGGAGAAUCAGGUGAUACAGUACAGUUUGCAGAGCACAUGAAGAAGAAAAUUCAACUGUAUAAGAUGAGGAAUGGAUAUGAAUUAUCACCACAUGCAGCAGCUAAUUACAGAAAAGAGCUUGCAGAUUACCUCCGUAGCAUGACUCCGUAUCAAGUAAACUUACUGUUGGCUGGUUAUGACAAGCAUUCAGGACCUGAAUUAUAUUUCAUGGAUUAUUUGGCAUCGCAACAAAAAGUACCAUUUGCUGCUCAUGGUUAUGGGGCAUUUUUCAUCAUGGGAAUUUUAGACAGAUAUUAUAAGAAAGAUAUGUCGAUUGAAGAAGCUCAAAAUGUCAUUAAAAAGUGCAUUGCAGAGAUCCAAAAAAGAUUCCAUAACAUGCCAAGUUUUAUAAUUCGCUACGUUGACGGAGAUGGCAUUCAUGAUCUUGAAAAACCAUCAACUGUUGAUCCAUUGUAAUAGAAAUAUUGAUGCAAACGUUCUUCACCACUCUGACGGAUUUAUGAUAACUGUAGCUGAGAAUAUGUACACACUAUGCUGUUUCCUUUCUAUUUCUGAUUCGAAUUUGUGUUCUUACAAAACAAAAUGGAUAAAAACAAUAAUGUAUGUCUUUAAUGUUGGACUGUGAUGAAGGAUAAGAGUUCAAAUAGUUUAAAACGAUUGAAAACGACACUGUGUGCACAUAUUGCUGAGUAGAGCUACUUCAGUUGCAUGGUUACUGGUUAGCAUAUUUGUAUGACAAAUAAAAUCAAAAGUAUUAGCGUG